CAGUAUUUCCGGUUCGUGAUGACGACUUGACGAGACUCAACUUGAAUUUAUCGCGAUGGAACAACAGCAGCAGAACAACAUGGUUUUGGUUUCAAUAGACAAACUUAAAACGUUAAAAAAAAAAAAAUAGGUGUACAGGCGAGGCUUUACAAAGCUAAAAUGUGCUACUUUGUAUUUUUUUUGCAAGGAAGCGUCUAAUAUUAUGUAUGCGUUAUAAAUCUUACUUGUUUUGCCUUGAUCUGGCCGCCCUCUGUACUGUAGCGCCCCCACUGGGCUGCCUCACCAUACGCAUAUUUUAUUUAUAAUAAACAAAUUCAUCAUGUUCAUCAUACGUGCACUAAAUAAAUCAAACUACCACGGUGACAAAAAAAAAAAAAAAAAAAAAAGCAUCAACGUGUGCCGUGAAGGCAGCAUUGUGAGAAAUCCGAGCCGGAACAUGUGGUCCUUGGAGGCAUCGCCGUAAAGAACACCGGAAGUCGUUUGGGUCGCUACCGGAAGUUGAUUCUGUAUGAAAGUUCUCUUUUGUUCCACCAGUUGAAUGUCUGCUCGGCCUCAUAAUUUAACUUAAGACACGUCGUAGACGAGAGACUUGCUCGAAUUGAGUCAUGCCAGGAUGAAAAAAAACAGCUCGUAAAAAAAAAACCAAGGUGAACUUGAAGCGACAACAUGGCCAUCGCCCACGUGGCCACCGAGUACGUCUUCAGCGACUUCCUCCUGAAGGAUCCCAGCCAGGCUCGAUACCGCAACGUCCGCACCGAGCUGGCGGUGGACAAGAUGGUGACGUGCGUGGCGGUGGGCCUUCCCCUCCUCCUCAUCUCGCUGGCCUUUGCUCAGGAAGUCUCAGUCGGCGCUCAGAUCAGCUGCUUUGCGCCCACAAACUUCUCCUGGCGACAGGCGGCUUACGUGGACUCGUACUGCUGGGCCUCUGUGCACACGCACACUCUCCCCCUGUGGCUGCACAAGUUCUUCCCCUACAUCCUGUUGCUGGUGGCGAUGCUGACGUACACGCCGGCGUUGUUUUGGAGAUUUUCUUCGGCGCCGCUCCUGCAGUCGGACCUGGGCUUCAUCAUGGAGGAGCUGGACCGCUGUUACAACCGCGCUGUCACGCUGGCGAAGCGGAUGACCACCUCUGAAGUGCAGAGUGCCGACAGUGACCCCACUGAGGGCUGCUUCAACUACCCACUGGUGGAGAAGUUCCUGAUGACCAAGAGGUGCUCGCGGGUGCUGCUCUUUCGCUACCUGCUGUGUCGCGGCCUGACUCUGGUCACGCUGCUGUGCGCCUGCCUCUACCUGGGCUACUACCUCCGCCUGGCGUCGCUCACCGACGACUUUGGCUGCACGCUGAGGGUGGGCCUGCUCGCCAACGACUCCACCGUCCCCGAAAAGGUGCAGUGUAAGCUCAUCGCCGUGGGAGUCUUCACGCUGCUCAGUUUCGUCAACUUGAUCGUCUUUUCCGCGCUCCUCCCCGUGGUGAUCUACGCCAGCGUCCGCCCCCUGCUCUGUCACGGGUACGCCCACUUCCUGGAAACCUACCAAUCACUGCCCACGGUGAGCGUCCUGCCCACUCCCAGCGGCCAAUGGGACGACCUGUCUCUGUACGUGCUCUUCCUGGAGGAGAACAUCAGUGAGCUCAAGUCCUACAAGUACAUGAAGCAGGUGCUGGAGCUGCUGAGGAAAGGGGGCGAAUGCUCCGGGGAGGACUUUGACGCCAUGGGUCUGCUGCAGACUCUCUGUCUGGUCAAGAUGGACACCGUCGACGCUAGAAAAGCCGCCAAACCCGAUCGGCUCGCCGUGGAUGCAGAAAAGUCGUCCAACAACAAAAUGACCAGCCCCAACCCAGCCGCUGACAACAGGAUGGAAACUGAGAUGAAAGAGUUCACUCCUUUGCUGCCGGGCAACGGCGACAUGACGGGCAGCAAAACAAGCAGCGAGGGCGGGGAUCUGCGGCAGCGAGCGAUGUGAUAGGCCGCCGGCGUCCCAGAAGAGGCGGAGUCCACUCCUACUUCACAUCCGGACCGACCAGUUUGUUGUCCUGCGCGCCAACACUACAUGUUCUCACGACACACACAAUGAUGAAGAAGUGAGCAAGACUCAGCUCAUUUGCAUGUUUCUAUUGUGUGUGUGUGUGUGUGUACCUGUAUAAUAAAACAUGCCAACAAAUCACUUCCCUAAAUUCCCCAAUGUGAACAAAACAUAUAGAAUACCCACUCAAAGUAUGUAUUAUCUGUUUGCAUUCAAAAAAGAAUGGGUUGAAAUUAGAGAUGUCCAAUAAUGGCUUUUUUGCCGA
This is a messenger RNA of Nerophis lumbriciformis (worm pipefish), 2287 nucleotides long. RefSeq names its product pannexin-1-like. Gene Ontology annotation, cellular component: plasma membrane. Lineage: Eukaryota; Metazoa; Chordata; Actinopteri; Syngnathiformes; Syngnathidae. Gene Ontology annotation, biological process: positive regulation of interleukin-1 production; cell-cell signaling; monoatomic cation transport. The record is from RefSeq and is a predicted model, not a curated record. Gene Ontology annotation, molecular function: wide pore channel activity.